Molecule: messenger RNA, 9292 nt
Organism: Labrus bergylta (ballan wrasse)
Lineage: Eukaryota; Metazoa; Chordata; Actinopteri; Labriformes; Labridae
Source: RefSeq, a predicted model, not a curated record
UUACCCUAUCGCGAUGGCGGUAGCUUGGACUAUUUUGAAUUCCGUCUUGGAGAAGUUUACACAACGUCUAGACAGCGAAAUGUAUUUUAAUUUAGUGAGAACAUAGAAUAGCCUGAUUAUUAUCAUGGACUCCGUCGUGGGGGACGAUUUGACGCUGCCCGUGGACAUCAACGGAAGCUGCAGACUGCCGGACUCCAUAAAUGCUGGAGAUUUUUCAACAGACAGCAUGACAGCUCCAUCCUUCCCUGAGAAGAUGUCCCCAAUCAAAGCCCUCACAAUGAAGGACUAUGAGAACCAAAUCACAGCUCUGAAGAAAGAGAACUUCAACCUGAAGCUGCGCAUUUACUUCAUGGAGGAGCGCAUGCAGCAGAAAUGUGACGACUCCACUGAGGACAUUUUCAAAACGAACAUUGAGCUGAAGGUAGAGUUGGAGUCAAUGAAGAGAGAGCUGGCAGAGAAACAGGAGCUUCUCGUGUCUGCAUCGAAAGCGUUGGAGAGUCUGGCGGGUCGGGAAUCAGGAGAACCUCAGCGUGUGAGAGAGCAAGCUCAGAGAGACAUGGGCGCAUUACGUGAUGCAUUCAGCAAGAGGAUAGCUGACCUAGAAGAGUGUCUGCGAACAGCAGAGGAAGAGGUUGAGAAGAUGGCAGCUAUCGCUGAGCAGGAGAAGCUUAAGAAUAUCAACAUGGAGAGGCAGCUCCGAGGUCCACCAAGCACCUUUACCCCCGUCGCCAGCCCAUCUCAAGACCUGCAGCAAGCCCUGCAGGAGAAAGACAAUAUCAUCGAGCAGCUCACAAACACUGUAAAGAACCAGGAAGCUGUCAUCCAGCAGAAGAAAAUUGCUGAGCAAGAGAGAGAUGCUCCAUCAGCCGACUAUGUCAAACAGCUGUCUGAUCUCAUCACCCAGAAAGAUCAGGAGCUCGAGGCACUAAGGAACAAGCUACAAAAAGAGAAUGACCAAGCCGCUCCAGAUCAUCAGAAGCAGAAUGACUUUAGCCGAUUGGAGUCUUCUAAAACACUCCUGACUGAAGAGAUCACCCAAGCAAAAAGCACAAUUGAGAACCUGAGCAAAACAUUGGAGGAAGCCCAGAAUCAAAACAAGAACAUGUUAGGAAAGUUGGAGGACAAGGAGAAUGAACUAAACUCUGAGAAGAAAAAUGCUCUGAAACGAGACAAAACGAUCCAGGGACUCACUCAGGUUCUUAGAGAGAAGGAGAAAGAGAUAGCUGAGUUGUGUCAUGACAUUGAGGACAGGGAUGAUGCUUUGGCCAAGGCAAGAGAGGCAGCACAUAAAGCCCAGCUGCAGAAAUACCAGGGAGCAGAGGAGCACCAGAAUCUUUUAAUGGAAAAACAAACCGAACUGGCCCAACUUCAGGCUGAACAUCAUGCCAAGGUGCUUGAAUCCCAGAAGCUUCAGCGUGGCCUGGACAGAAAGGAUCAGGAGCUGACUGACUUGCAGCAGGCAAAGGAGCAGCUGGAGGUGGAACUGGAGGAAAUGCAGCAGCAGAAGAAGAAGGGUGACAAAGCCCUCAAUGAUCUAAAUAAUCAUCUCAAAAAACUAAGUGGAGAAAUUGGGGUAAGAGAGAGUGCACUGGAGCAGCAGUACGAGGAGCUGCUGGAUCAAACAAAAAGAAAACUACAGUCCCAUGAAUGCACAAUCCAGCGGCUAACAUCCACCCUGGCUGAUAAAGAGCAGCAGUUACAGGAGUACAUAAACAUGGUCAGAGAUCUUGAACAAAGCAAAAGCAUGGAAGGAAACGAUAAUGUGCUUUCCAAGCUGCGCCAAAGGCUGAAAGAGAAGGAGAAGGCUCUGGAGCAAGCGCUCGAUGAGAAGUUUGCUGCCAUUGAGGAGAAAGACAAUGAGAUACACCAGCUGCAGCUGUCUCUAAGGGAGAAAGAAAGAGACCUGGAAAGGCUCAAUAAUUUACUCUCUCAUAACGAGGAAACCAUUAAUAGUUUUGACAGUUUGAUCAAGGAGAAAGAUGUAGAGCUGCAGCAUCUUGCAAACACCCUGAAGAACCUGCAGAGAUCUAAGCAAGAUGUAGAAGAUAACCUGAACAGAUCUCUGAGGGAGAAAGACUCCAUCAUCAGCCAACUACAGCUCUCCCUGGAGGGCAAGACGAAAGAUAUGGAGGAAAUGGCUAACUCAAUGCUAAGCCAGUCACAGACUCAUGCACAUGACCUUGCCGAACAGAUGGGCCAGAGGUUGAAGGUCACAGAGGCUAUGCUGGCAGAGGCUCAGAAGGCCAGAGAAAGACUAAUUGCUGACAAUGAGAGUGCUGUGGAGGGACUGUUGGCUACAAUCAACAGCAAGGACAAACUCCUCAAGGAGUCUGCAGAGCAUUACAACCGCAUGCUGUCUGAGCGUACACAAGAGAUUCAGGAACUAAGAAAGAAGCUGUCUGACAGUCAGCAGCAGCUUGCCACUGCUGAGAGGCAAACCUCCACAACAGCCCAGGAGAGUAAUUUGGAGACUGCAGAGCUCAAAGCCCUGCUCGCUGACAAAGACAGCCUCAUCAAUUCCGUGUUUGUGUUUGUAACUUUGCAGAAGCUGCUGCAGCGUGGUCAGGAGAGGGAUCAGUAUCUGGCAGAGAUGAGGCAGAAGGAGGAGCCAGAUCAUGUGUUGGAGCUCAGACAAACUAUUCAGAUCAUGCAGGAGAAGUUGGUCGAGAAGGAAGCUGAGCUGUCCAGAAGGAACAGUGAGGACAACGCGGAGAACAUUCAUCUCCCAAAGAAAACAGUUGUUGUCCUGAAGAAAGAACUGGCACAGAAAACUGAGGCACUGAACAAAGCACUUAAGAGGGAGAAUGAGCUAAAGAUAUCCUUGGCUGAGCUACAGUCUUUGCUAUCUGAGCGAGAUGGUUGCAAUGAAGGUCAGGCUGCUAAUAUUGAAUCCCUGACUUCAACUCUGAAGACCAAGGAUGAGAUCAUCAAUGUUCUCCACCAACGCCUUGGUCAGAGGGGGGACAGCCAAGCUGAUCAUACUCAAGUUCAGGUCAUCGGCUCUGGUAUGGAGAGAUCUCUCCCAGGCCUCCCCCAGAGAGAGAGAACCAUGAUUGGUGGAGACAGCCAGCAAGAAGCUUUCCCCAACCUCAUAGCACUGCAACAGGAGCAUAAUGCCCUGAACAAAGCCCUGAGAGCUGAACAACAGCUCUACUCUAGCCUGGUCAGGACUGUAAAGGAACAGGACAGUGCUCAGCGUCUCCAUGCUCUGCAGCUGGAGUUGACAGCUGUGCAGCUACUCAGGCAGCAGCUGGAGGAAAGCAUCAAAACUAACGAGGAGCUAAGGGAGGACUUGGAGAGAGAGAUACACAAGGCCAAACUCAGAGAAGGUAUUGACCUGAGUGAUUCCAAAGAACUGGAGAGUAUGAGACACCAGCUGGAGGAUGCACAGCGCUGGAAUGCCUCUCUGCAGGCUCGCUUAGGAGCCAUACAGAACCGUGGAGGAGGUGUUGGUGGGGCAAAUGAUGGUGGCGACACUUUGAGUUUCAUCGGAGAUCAGACUUCCUACAUGAGUAUCUGUGUGGGGGAGGAGCAGGAUGACAGCUUGUCUCAACUCUCUGUGCAAGAGCUCAGACAGAAGGUGCUGGAGCAGCAGGACUCUCUGAGCAGACUGCAGACUUUAAACCACGAGCUACAGAACCGACCAUCAACUCUGGAGAAGUCAGACUAUGACAAUGGAGGCAAAGAUUUGGCCAGCAGUAGUCCCUGGAAACAGCAGCUCGAGAAGAUGCAGGAGACGCAGCAUGUGGCUCAAAGUAGGAAGACACAACAUUCUGGUCAAAAUAAAGAGAGUCAGACAGACAUCUCAGUAGGACAGGUGGUGUCUGGAGAGCUGUUGGACAAUAUGAGUAUGAACAGUGGCCUCAGCCAGAGUAGAGAGCAUGCUCAGUCUGGCAAAGACACUUUGGACAUUGCAGAUGAAGAUUCUGGGCAGAGGAGCACAGAUGAAAUAGCACUUAGAACCCUUCUGACUGACAGUGGGGUCCCAUCUGUCUUGCACCUUAGAGAGGAGCUGCUCAGGCUUGAAGAAGAAAAUGUGGAGCUACGGGGUCUCCUGAAAGAGCAAAAAUCUUCAGAGAGUAAAGAGAAGGAGAGCAGAGAUGCCUCGGGGAACAGUAGUGACGGACAGGCUGAGUUGAGAAAGAGUGCGGAAAGCCUUCAAGGCGAGGCAGGAGGUCACACAAAGGUCAUGAAUCUGCCAACUGAGGAGGGAGACAAGAACUCCUACAAGAUGUCAGAUGGGGAGAGACAUGUCAGCACCACAGAGGGGACGAAGAAUCCCCCAACUAAAGGCCAAACACUCAACAAGAGUGCAAAUCAGCAUGUCACAAACCAUGGGGCUGGGAUCAAAUCUCGUCUCCCGGUUCCUGUGAGGCUAAGAGCAGAGGCGAGUAGCAGCAGGCAGUCUGAGAACUCUGACCAUCUGAGAAUUGAUGCACUUAAACACCUUCAUAUGGAUGAUGUAUGUGGGUCCGACCAGCUAUUGCAUACAGACUCUGACUCUUCCUCACGUGGAUACACAUAUGGCAGCAGCGAAGUGGAGACAGAAAACGUCUCUGAAGUAGCAACAACAAUGGAUCACACCCGAGCCAACUCUGCUCUUCUCACUCAGCUGGAGCUUCUUCACCAGGAGUGUCAGGAGAAAGAGGCUCUGAUCAACAAGCUCAGCAAGCAGCUAGCUGAUUGGGAAGAGCUCGACGUUCAGCUCCAGGAAAAGGACUCGCUCAAUCGGCAGUAUGUUGAGGCCUUACAGGCUGCAGAAUCCACCAUUGCUUACCUGACCGCCUGCAGUAUGGACAGCCAGGGAGGAUUUGGCACCGCAGGGUCAUGUACAGGUUCUGGCUCUGCUGGUUCAGAUGCAGCCCUCCAAAGCAGAUGCAUGGUCCUGCAAACAACACUACAGGAGAAGGAGGAGCUUAACAACAGGCUUAUAGAUCUUCUGAGCAUGGCAGAGAAAGCCAUGGCCUCCACUAAAAGCCAAGAAGAGAAUCCAGAAAGUUGUGAUUUAUGUUUAAAGAUAGGGGCAGCUUUGCAGCAGGUGAAGGCUUCUUCAAGCACACAGUCUCCAAGAGGUGUUUUUGUAAGCACAGAGGACUCUGUGCAAGAGCUGCAACGGCAUGUGGACUCUUUGCAGGAGUCACUGUGGGAGCAGAACAGGCGUAAUGCAGAGCUUCAAGAACAAGUGAGAGCUCAUGAUGACGUGACUAAAUACAACUGCAACAGUAGCAGUGCUGUCCAAAAUGCAGAAUCACUUAAGGGAAAGGAGUCAAAGAAAAGUUCUGGUUUUAAUCAGGAGAUGACCAAAGUUCUCAUAAACUGCCUCAGUGCUGCAGAGUCUGCCAUUGCCUCUCUGGCAACACACUGUACAAAUACCAGCUCCUUAGCUUCUGGUAGAUCCUCACAGACUAGCUCUGACCUGCAGAUCACUUUAGAGAACCUUCAAAGGGCCCUGCAGGAGAGGAAAGACCUAGGUGAAACCACCCAGCCACCCUCUAAAUCCACCAGCAAUCAGUCUGCUGCUUCUGGAACAAAUGGAGAGCAUAGCCAAGACCUUCACAACAACAUCCGCCUCCUCUAUAAGGUCCUCGCUGAUCAAUAUCAGAGAAUAUCAGAGCUCCAGGCAUCACUCCAAGGAAAGGGCUGGAAAGAGGAGAGCAAGGUCCACAGGACAUUGCAGGAUGACAAAGGAUUACCACCAAAUGUUCAGCUCCAGCUGGAAGCUCUCCACAAGGCGCUGAGGGAGAAGAAGAAAGCGUGUAAAAGCCUGGAGGAGAAACUGGCCACUGCACUUUCAAACACAUCCUCCCCUGAAACUGCACGGAGAGCUCUGGAGCAGGAUGACAAAGGCGUGCAGGUGGAUUUGCAGGACCUGGGUUACGAAACCAGUGGAAAGAGUGAGAACGAUAGGGAAGAGAGCAGUAGCACAGAUCUCGAGGUUGGUGUGAAGCCCAGUUGCAGUGCCUCUAGCCUGCCCUACCUGCUGAAACAUGAGCAGGCCAACUUUUCCUCUACUGACAACCUGGACUCCACCUCCAGCACCCCAUACCCCAGUUCUCCCGCUUUCAGCUCAGCCAAGGUCAGUCUGAAGGGCCUGCAGGUCUAUGACGAGUACGGUGUGUCUGAGGACCCUCACCAGCUUCAGGGACAAGUCAAAGAGCUGAAGGUCCAGCUUGAAAACCAGACCAAACUCAUCCUGCAAAUGCAAAGUCUUCUGCGAAGGAACUCCCUCUCCAGUGAUCAAGUCGCAAAUACCUCCGAUCCAUCAGCCGUGAGGGAUCAAGGGGGGGCACAUGGAGACCAUGGCCAGAAUAUAAGCCACAAAAGUGGGUCGCUAGGGGACAAGGAAGGGAAGAACCAGGCGAUGAAGGACAAAACUUGCCGUUUGAAUGUAGACCUGGAAGGAGAGAAGAUGCAGAACAGACGAUUGAGUGAUCAGCUGCAGCAAACCUGCAGCGGCUCUACAUCUCCUGCAAGACUGGACUCCCUGGUACAGUCACAGGCCCGGGAGCUGUCACAACUGAGGCAGCAGAUCAAGGAGAGCCGCAAGCUGGGAGCCCUGCAGCGCAGACAGCUGGAGGAGCUAAACAAGGCCUUCAAGGAUCUGCUGCAGGCAAGCAAAGUGGACUACUACAUGGGGGAGGUGGUCAAAGAGCAGCUGGACAAGAGCCUCGGCAUCCUGGACAGGUUGGAAGGACGGCUGGACAAAGGAGACUCUCAUCUGGAUAACGAGGACAUGGCGGCUCUGGAGCUGUCACGCAGACUGGCUAAGGAGCUGCAGGAGAAGAACUUUCUGAUCCAGAGUCUGCAGAGUCAGUUGAGAGGCCAAAGUUUCAGCAGCCACCACAGCUCCCACUCUGACCUGAACCACUCAGACAGAAACUCCUCGUCCUCCUGCUACAGCAGCCCGACCUCACAGAGCAAUAACCAAUCCCACAGCCAGCGACCUCCCACCGAUUGGACGGGAGCAGCUGUCCCUCCUAUGGGAGGAGCUCAGGAGGAGGGAAGUGUGUUGGCUCACUACAGACUGCAGGGCCUGCAGCGGGAGAACGGGCGACUGCAUGAGCAGCUGAGAGACACAGAGGAGCUCAACACCACCCUGCGCAGUGAACUGGACCUGCAUCGCUCCAUCAUGGCCCAGACCAGCUCCCAUCAUCAGGCGCAGGAUAGCGAACAAGACCAGGAGGGAUGUGGGCCUCAGAUUGACACUCACACUGGAGUUGGAAAUGUUGGCUCACAGACUAACGUUGCCGAGCAGCCUCGCUCAAUGAGUUCAGACUCUCUUGCAGAACACUUGCAGGAGAUCCGAGCAUUGAGGCAGCGCCUGGAGGAGAGCAUCCGCACCAAUGACCGUCUCAGGGAGCAGUUGGAGAAGAGAUUGGCCGAGGUUGAGAAAGACCCAGCGGCCACCAACAUCUUCAUCCAGGGCAACGAGGAGCAGGGUCAGCUGGCCACCGAGGUGCGGUUCCUCUGGGGACAAAACCAAGCCCUGAAGGAGCAGCUCAACAUGGGCUCCAGAGAUAAGCAGAAGGAGAAUGAGAAGCUACGAGAGUCUCUGGCCAGGCGGACAGCCAAACUGGAGCAGAGCAGGAAGGAUUGUGAAUCUCUGAGGCAGGAGAACAGCCGACUGCAGGAGAGACUGGAGCUCAGCAGCCAGGAAAACUCCCAGCUGCAGGAUUCACUGCACUACAGCAAGGAGGAGCUGCACAGGCUGCAGAUUGAGGUGAAGCUCCAGAGGCAGCAGCUGUCUGACUCCCAACAUCUGCUGCAGUCUCUGCGGGUGGAGCUGCAAGUUUAUGACAAGAUGAAGACUGAAUCUCAAAAACACAACGAAUCCAGCGAGCCCACCCAGGAUCCCGUCUCUGUCCCUCCCCCCUCAGGCUCUGUAGACCUGAGUGAGCUGCUGCAGGAGAUCAGACACCUGCGGCUGCAGCUGGAGAGGAGCAUCCAGACCAACACGGCUCUGAGACAGAGGCUGGAGGAGCAGCUGCUCCGAGGGCCCAACCGCUCUGAAACCAUCAACAUCAACUACCUGCUGUCCUCACCAGACGAAGGAGGGAAAUCACCUGGUCGGGAAGGCUGUGAUCCUUAUCGUCACUCGUUUCAGAGUCAUAAUGAACACACGGGCGUCCUCCAUGAUGAGAGACUUCGUGCUCACUCAGAUGGCGGCUCGCUCAGCAGCAGCUCCGGCGACAGCAUCACCGGUGCUCCCUCUCGCCUGGUGCCAGGUCACCGCAUGUGGGCCAACCGCAACGGCCGCCAUAUUCUGGGCCUGAUCGAGGACUACAACGCCCUCCGUAAGCAGAUCUCAGAGGGUCGCAAGCUGGCACGCAGCAUGGAUGCACAACUACAGGAAUGUCUGCACACAUUCAGACAGCAGGGAUCUGACAACAAGGUAAUAGAGCAGCAGCAUCUGAAGAGUUUGUCUGGUAGUGUGAACACCAUGCAGCAAGUGUUAGACGAGGCCGGUCGGCUCCUCAAACUGGUGUGGAGAGUCUCUUUGCCAUCUGGUAAUACAGCAGGCGACGGCAGCAACAACCAGCAGGAUGAGCUGCUGAAAAACGAGGUAGCCAGACUGAAGAGCAGGUUGUCACAGCAGGAGAGGAUGCUGAGCGGAGCUGUGAAACGUCUGCGAACAACUAACCAGCUCAAAGAGGGGAUGGAAAGAGUCAUCAUCGACCAGUUGUUUCUGACCCACGGAGUGUUGAAAAAAGCCAGGGGGAAUUUAGAGACAAAUUACUGUACCAUCUUUGGGCUGAAAGGUCGGUCUGGAGGACCAGACGAAGGAGGUGCCAGUCAAUGGCCAGUAGGAGGCACUACAGAGCAGCUACCUGAGCAUAGGAACGUCCCCGUGUCUAGACGGCCUGCAGAGAGACACUCUGAGUCCUCCAACAGCGACGCCUCUUUACGCUGCAGCUACUGAACCUGCUGCUUCUGAUAAUGUAGCUAUCAGGCCUUAUUCUUCCUGCCUCUCCGUCCUGCUGUUAAACUGUCACCUUAUUCUCCAGGUAUCAAAGCCUUCUUGCACAUGACUAUAAUUUGGUUUAUUUUAGGUACUGAAGAUGUAAAUGUUUUUAUUCUUUUAAAGAAAUGCCUUUGUAAAUAGUGAUUCCUGCAUCUUAAAUAUUUUUCCUCUUUUUUUAUAUGAUGCAUAAAAGAACAUGAAAUGUAUUUUAUUACUGAUUUGUUUUUACUUUUUGUUCUUUGUAAACCAAUGUAUAGGAAGGCUGACGCUUCCCCUGUGUUUAAAUUAUGUGCAAAUGCAGUAAAGAAAAAAAAGUUGAAUGAAACUAAA